Periophthalmus magnuspinnatus is the source of this 1011-nucleotide messenger RNA. Its product is annotated as carbonyl reductase [NADPH] 1-like. The record is from RefSeq and is a predicted model, not a curated record. The transcript has 7 exons. Gene Ontology annotation, molecular function: carbonyl reductase (NADPH) activity. NCBI's taxonomy places the organism in Eukaryota, Metazoa, Chordata, Actinopteri, Gobiiformes, Gobiidae. The coding region runs from base 85 to 909 and encodes 274 amino acids.
UGUUCCUCGACAACAGCCACUCUCCUCCGCUCUCCUCCACUCUGACUCACCUUCUCUGCCGCUCCGAUCCACACACGUAAAGCCAUGACGAAGGUUGCCGUGGUAACUGGCAGUAACAAGGGCAUCGGUCUGUCCAUCGUUCGCGCGCUGUGCAAACAGUUUGAGGGCGAUGUCUACGUCACAGCCAGAGACAAAACCCGAGGUGAAGAAGCAGUGAAGACCUUGGCCUCUGAAGGUCUAAAGUCCAAGUUUCAUCAGCUGGACAUCAAUGACAUAAACAGCAUCAUCAAGGCAGCGGCCUUCUUCAAAGACACGUACGGAGGGGUGGACGUCCUGGUCAACAAUGCCGGCAUCGCAUUCAAAGGGGCAGAUACCACUCCAUUUCCUGUCCAAGCCGAGGUGACUCUUCAGACCAACUUCUUUGCCACCAGAGACAUGCUCACACACUUCAUGCCGCUCAUGAAGCCAGGAGGCAGAGUGGUCAACGUGUCCAGUUUUGUGGGGAGUCGAACCUUGAACCAGUGCAGUAAAGAACUUCAGGCCCGAUUCCGCAGUGAGGACAUCACAGAGGACGAGCUGGUGGAGCUGAUGAAGAGGUUUGUGGAGAAAACUAAAAGUGACCAGCACAAAGAGGACGGCUGGCCCCAGACGGCUUAUGGAGUGUCCAAGACCGGCCUGACGGUUCUAUCCAUGAUUUUGGCUCGUCGUCUGUCCAAGGAGAGGCCUCAGGAUAAUAUCUUGCUGAACGCAUGCUGUCCAGGCUGGGUACGCACAGACAUGGCAGGUGACAAAGCUUCAAAGUCUCCAGAUGAGGGCGCCAUCACCCCCGUGUACCUGGCACUGCUGCCCCCUGGAGCCACAGAGCCACACGGGCGCUUCGUGUCCGAUAAGGAGGUGCAGAAGUGGUGAAGUCCAGAGAAGAGCCGGACUUGCCGAACCUGUGUGAUGACCCCAAGUGACCAAAUGACCUAAGCACUGUACAUGGCCCCACAAAUUAAAUGUCUUUUUUUA